Ziziphus jujuba (common jujube) is the source of this 2022-nucleotide messenger RNA. RefSeq lists its product as uncharacterized. Lineage: Eukaryota; Viridiplantae; Streptophyta; Magnoliopsida; Rosales; Rhamnaceae. The record is from RefSeq and is a predicted model, not a curated record. The transcript has 2 exons. Bases 946 to 1884 code for a protein of 312 amino acids.
GUUGGACGUGGGAGGAACCUUUUUGGCAUUUUCAUCAGAUGUACAAGUUGUUAUUUGUUACAGCUUUUAGUUUGUCUGUGAUGAGUUCAGUGUGUUAUACUUUUAUGUUUGAAUCAAUCUGAAUGUUUGAUCAUAUUUACAUUAAUUUGUUUUAAAGAAAAAUGUCCACAUUGCUGUGUGGUGAGAUAUACAAAUUGAAAAUGCGCAAAUUCAAAUUACAAGUGGAUUGUGAAUCACACUUUGUUAUGUAGUACAAAACCAAAAACCUCUGAUAAUGUUUGGUACACGUUUCUUGGUGCAUUGAGUUUCAGUUAGGGCUCUUUAAAUAUCUAUCAUUUAUCAGUUAAUGUCUGUUGUCUUAAACCAUGCAAGCCUCCACUUUUUUGUUCUUGUGGUUUUCUGUAGAUGUUAUUAGUAGUGUAAAAGUAUAAUCAAGCCUUGAUGAACUCCGAUAGGAACUGGAUUGACUUUAUAGUUCAACAUACACUAGAGAGAGGAAGGAGAAGAUUUUUUAUUACUCAUUAAAAAAAGGACUGAGAAAGGACAAGUACAAUAAGAAAUAUCUUCAAGGAAUGUUACAGAAUCAUAUACAUAUAGAAGAAAUAUCAUCUUGUUUCUAAUUUCCCUUGGCAUGAAAGCAGCAUGGUUUUGGCAAAAGAAAAAGCAAGGGACUUGCAUAACAGAUGCUGGCUGGUCAAACAUACACCUUGAGGAAAGUAUUAGUGCGGGUAGACAUUUGUAGGGUGGUGACCGGCGCGCCGCCAAAGAAGAAAGAUAGAAGGUGAAAUUUACAAAGUACGUCGCAGUUCCAAAAGGACCAAUUUGAAUUUGAUCCUCUUUUAUAAUCUAAAGACCUUUCCCAAUUGGUUCAAAAGAGCUGAAGCAGAGUCGGGUUUGGGAGACUGACUGAUUGACAAAACCACCCCAAAAAAAAAAAGGGAAAAAAUGCCACAAGGCCUCGAUGUUUCCUCCCACACACACCACACCUGCUCUCCUUUCCCAACUCUCAAUAUCCUUGUCGAUUCCUUGCUAAUUUUCCUGAGAAACAAACGCCUCUUCUUUUCCAUUUUUGCCCUCACCACUUUCCCUCUCUCCCUCCUCCUCUUCUCCCUCUCCUUCUCCUCCCACCACCUCAAGUCCCACGUCUACCACCUCGAAUCUGUCGCCCGCCUCGCUUCCACACACUUCGAGGCCCGCCACGUCUGGAAGGAGUCUCGCAGCGAUGCCGUCUCGCUCCUCCGAAUCAGGGCUCUCUUCUUCCUCCCUUGCUACGCUCUCUCCCUCCUCGCCGCCGUCGCCGCUGUCACCUCCACCUUUUCCGCCUGCAACGGGAAGCGUCCGAGUCUCCACGCGGCUGUUUCCGCCUUUAAGAUGACGUGGAAGAGACCCCUCGUCACCACCAUUUGCGUCUACGCGAUCCUCCUCGCGUACGUUCACGUGCCGUUGAUGCUCGCGGCGAUCUUCGGUCGCUCUCCGGCGUCGAGAUUCUUGAUCCUGCUUGUGGGGUCCGGGGUGGAGAUUUACCUGAUGGCGGUGAUGAGUAUGGGCCUGGUGGUGUCGAUCACGGAAGAGAGAUACGGGUCGGAUGCGAUCCUGGUCGGGUCCGGUUUGAUGGCAGGAAGGAGGGUUUGCGGGUGGGUGCUGUCGGGUUUGUUCGUUUUGAUGUCGGGGAUCAUCGCUAGGAAGGUGGAGGAUGCGAUGGACGGUCAGGAUUCGUGGUCUGUGAGGAAAAUUGCGAUGGAGAUGUGGAACAAAGUGGGCUUGAUGGGCCUGUACGGAACGGUGGUGCUUUGGAGCUUUGUCGUUACAACCGUUUUCUAUUGCGACUGUAGAAAGCGCCAUGUAAAUAGGAGUGAAAGUGAUACUGAAAUGGUUAUUGUUUAGUUAUUUGUAUUUCCCUUUUUUUUAUUUUUUUCUUUCAAUUUUUAUCUCUCAAGCAACAUAGAAAUAUCUUUUUUUUGCUUUUUUUGUUUUUUGAACAAAAUACAUGUUCAAAUUUAAAUAGUUGCGAAGUUUGAUGAA